This is a messenger RNA of Cricetulus griseus (Chinese hamster), 5099 nucleotides long. Lineage: Eukaryota; Metazoa; Chordata; Mammalia; Rodentia; Cricetidae. The record is from RefSeq and is a predicted model, not a curated record.
GUCUGAGAGGGAGUCCAGGCGUGGCGGGAAGGGUUGAGCUUGUGGUCAACCGGCUGUCACCGCCUAGGGGUCUUUGGGAUCCGAGGAGAGCCAAGCCUAGGGUCAGGGAGACUGCUCCAGAGGGGCGCGUGUCCCUCGAGUGGGUCUAGUGCGGGGAGUCCGCGGGGGCUGAGGAAGUCUGGGUCUGCUGGAGCCUCCGGAAAAGGGCAGGAAGGUGACCACAGAUCCGUGCCCAAUGCCGGGAUGAGAGGACUGUUGGGAUAAUCGCAACAGAGUGUCCUGUGAGAAAGAGCUAGAGGAAUUGAGAGCCGAAGCCUCCUCGUGUCUCGGACUACAGCCACUACUGUUCCUACAACACUGGUGGACUAACUUCCUCAGUGCCUAGAAUCUGAGAAAAAUGGCAAGUGUGGACAGUGAUUCUAGGCAUCUUAUCCCUGAAGUAGACCUUGAAGUAAAUCCUGGACCCAUGAAUAUCCAGUUUGAUUCAUCGGAUCUAAGAUCUAAAAGGCCUUUCUAUAUAGAGCCUACAAACAUCGUCAAUGUGAAUGGUGUCAUUCAGAGGGUUAGUGACCAUGCCUCUGCUCUGAACAAGCGGAUUCAUUACUACAGCCGGCUCACCACUCCUGCAGACAAGGCGCUGAUUGCUCCAGACCACGUAGUCCCAGCCCCAGAGGAAUGCUAUGUGUACAGUCCACUGGGCUCUGCCUAUAAACUCCAGAGUUACACUGAAGGCUAUGGUAAAAACACCAGCUUAGUAACUAUUUUUAUGAUUUGGAAUACCAUGAUGGGAACAUCUAUACUAAGUAUUCCUUGGGGCAUAAAACAGGCUGGAUUCACUACUGGAAUGUGUGUCAUCGUGCUGAUGGGCCUUUUGACACUGUAUUGCUGCUAUAGAGUGGUGAAAUCACGGAGUAUGAUAUGUACAUCGGACACAACUACCUGGGAAUAUCCAGAUGUCUGCAAACAUUAUUUUGGCUCCUUUGGGCAAUGGUCGAGUCUCCUUUUCUCCUUGGUGUCUCUUAUUGGAGCAAUGAUAGUUUAUUGGGUGCUUAUGUCUAAUUUUCUUUUCAAUACUGGAAAGUUUAUUUUUAAUGUUAUUCAUCACAUUAAUGACACAGACACUAUACUGAGAACCAAUAAUAGCAACCCUGUGAUUUGUCCAAGUGCUGGGAGUGGUGGCCAUCCUGACAACAGCUCUGUGAUUUUCUACAAUGACACACAAGUCCAGCAGUUUGAAAAGUGGUGGAAUAAGUCCAAGACAGUGCCCUUCUACCUUAUAGGGCUCCUCUUGCCACUGCUCAACUUCAAAUCUCCUUCGUUUUUUUCCAAGUUUAAUAUCCUAGGUACAGUAUCCGUCCUCUAUUUGAUUUUCCUUGUUACCUGGAAGGCUUUUCGCUUAGGAUUCCAUCUGGAAUUUCACUGGUUUGUGCAAACAGAAUUUUUUGUCCCAGAGAUAAGAUUUGAGUUUCCACAGCUGACUGGAGUGCUUACUCUUGCUUUCUUUAUUCACAAUUGUAUUAUCACACUCUUAAAAAACAACAAGAACCAAGAAAAUAAUGUGAGAGACCUAUGCAUUGCUUAUAUGCUGGUGACGCUAACUUAUCUCUAUAUUGGUUUCCUGGUUUUUGCCUCAUUUCCUUCACCUCCACUAUCCAAAGAUUGUAUUGAACAGAACUUCUUAGACAACUUCCCUAGCAGUGACACCCUGUCCUUCAUUGCAAGGAUAUUCCUGCUGUUCCAGAUGAUGACUGUCUACCCACUCCUAGGCUACUUGGCUCGUGUUCAGCUCUUGGGCCAUAUCUUCGGUGACAUUUAUCCUAGCAUUUUCCAUGUGCUGAUUCUUAAUGUAAUUAUUGUGGGAGCUGGAGUGACCAUGGCCUGUUUCUACCCAAACAUAGGAGGGAUCAUAAGGUACUCGGGAGCAGCAUGCGGCCUGGCUUUCGUGUUCAUAUAUCCUUCUCUCAUCUACAUAAUUUCCCUACACCAAGAAGAGCGUCUGACAUGGCCUAAAUUAGUUUUUCACGUUUUCAUCAUCAUCUUGGGCCUGGCAAACCUGAUUGCUCAGUUUUUCAUGUGAAAACUGUGUUCUCAAGAUUUCUCAUGGUAUUCUGAACCUUGGCAACGGUUCUGCAUAAAAGAACUUGAAAAUGCUGUCAUUGCUGUAAUUCUAAGUGUUUUUCUAAGAUAAUUGAAACCAAGGGAAUGAUGGUCUGCUGAUAACUAUUUUUGUACUGGAACAGGGAGGGAGUGAUGCAGAUGGUCUGAGCCCUUUGCCUUUGUCAGUGCCCCCAUUCCCAUGUAGCCAAGUAGAAACUUCGAAGGAUUCAUACUGAUUUUUCUGUUAAUAAGCAUAAGGUAGGUAGGUAUGUUUUGCCUACAGCAAGGAAUCUCAGGGGUCUUGGGUCAAGGCGGCAUGUUGCCAGACCCUGUUUCUGUUUCCAUGUACUCUCGCCCACUUUCUUACUUACUGGAACGUUUCUACAGUUUACCCAAACCUCUGCUGUUUCAAACAGUAAAACAAAUACCUCAUUUUAAAAACAGUUUUCCUGGUAUCAUUAUUAAUUGAGUGAAUUCCUAACCAAAUACUUAAUCUGAAGAACAAAAAAAAAUGUAAAUAGUAUCAGUGCAUCAGAAAAUGCAUGUAAUUUAAGGCCAAUGGCAUAGUUGGCAUGAGUCAGUGCGCACUUAGAUGGUGGGGGUUAGAGGAUCCAGAGUUUAGGUCAUCCUCAGUUUCAUAGCCAUGAAGCCCAGCAUGACUAUAUAAAGCCUUGUGUCAAGACACCAGAAGAAAACACAUGAUAGAUAAACAUGUACAGAGUGUGUUACUGUCUCUUAAUUCUAAUCCAGUUCCAGUGACCUAGAUUGAGGUUACAGUUCCCAAACUGGAUUUUACACAUGAACAAAUGCAAUUGUCCUCAUAGACCCGGGGACUCUUACUUUUCGUGUUCUGGAGAAUUGCAUGGACCGUCGUGAGCCCAGAGCAGCAGCAUAUGAGGCUCUUCAGAAGAAAAAGGAAAUAGCUAGGAAGGGUGGGACUCUGCGCAGUGUAUCCUGUGUCAUUCUGGUUCAGGUGUGAGCUUCAGGAGCGGACACCAUCUACCUGCUCCUAUAAUGGAAGAGGAAGAGUUGUCCUCCACAAGAAAAGCUUGUGUCUGACAAGCCGAUCAAGAAACCCAGCUUCUUAGAGUUAACAUCUAUUUCCCUUCUGAACUAAAGUGGAACCGGAAUCCAGAUGUCUCUCUUCCUAUAACACGGUCUGUGUUCCAGCCACAACUACUAACAUUUAGAGCUCUCUAAUUUGGGGCUAAAUUGUGUAAAUGCAUCAUGAUUCCAUUUUUUAGGAUAGUGUGCAGAUUUAUGUCAUGUCCUUCGUUUGAAAAAAACAGGUGAAAGGGUUUUUAUAAAUCUAGAAGGAGCUCCAGAUUUCAGACCAGAUUUGAUUUCUUUCUGCAUAGCUUAAUGUCCUGUUGGAGUUCCAGGUCUAUGUUUAUAAGAAGCUAAAAUAUCGUCAUGAGAACUGUCAAGCAUGCACACAGAUAGAAUGAUAUGGAAAACCCACACACACCUAUCCCUGGGUCCAGCAAUUAUGGACUUGGCUGAAUUUUUGCUUCACCUGCUCCCUCCCACUUUUUCCUUUUUUACUGACAUUUAAAAACCAAUCUCAGACAUUAUGUCAUUUCAUUUCUACAAACCUUAAUAUCCAGCUAAUAGCCCAAGCUUUAAGCCUAGUCAAUUUAUCAUGGAGGUAGUCUCAAAAGCUCUGGCUAGCAGAAAGUGCUAUAGAACUCAUGUUGCAGGGGGAAGUGCCUUUAUGCUUGAGAAACUCUGGAACUUAUGACUGCAGAGUCAAGUUCUGCUGAGAGGUGUUUGAGUCCAAGCUGGGUGCUUUCAGAGAUGUUCCCAAUGUAAUCUGUAUAAUCGUGGUCAUUUCUUUUGUCUUUGAGAACUUUAAAAACCAUUCUCAUAGCUUUUUCCCAAAGGCAUCCCUGAAUGCUCAAGCACAUCAACAGUGUGUUAUGCUUGAACAAUCAAGGAUGAUUGAUGUGGUUUUUAUCCAUUUCAUAGAUAAAAGGAAUAUGGCAGGGGAUGCUACUCUGAACAAAAAAAAAGGAUCUGGAUUUAUGCUUUUGUUUUCUUAAAUAGAUUGAUCAUUUAGACCUCCUAAUGCCCUGUUAGACAAGCCAAAUGGCUCCAUCUCCUUAGUCUCUUCACAAGACUCCUUUGGCCUGUCACUUGGCUUAAUCAGACUACAUGAAUACAAGUGUCCUGGCUCAUGGUGAGAAUGACAUGAUAUGAACUCACACACAGUGAAUCUGACUUUCUUUCUCUGCUCUUAUCUCUGAACUUUGAAGUUAACCUUCUUCCACUUUUUGCUCAGAUGUGGUUAGCCUUUGGAUUUAGCUUCUUUAACACACAACUGAGGACACUAAAAUUUAAAAGGAGUUUUUUAGAGAGGUCCUCCUUAGAAAUCCUGUGGAUGUGUUUGGGCUCUGCUAAUAGUAAACCAGAAAGGGAAAAAAUGGAGCUAAGUUUUAUACCUGUGGGUGAUCAUGCAAAGUCGUUGCCAUCAGCACACUCAAAAAAAAUGUGUUUGGAAUAAGGAAUAAAUGUCCCCAUCGGAAGAGACUGUCUUAAGGGAGCUACUCCAUUUACAUUUAAUGUGUUUUAGAAAUGUGCGGCUACUGACUGCAUGCAGCCAUGGGCUUGUUUUCUGCUUCUACUUGAAACUUACCAAUGAAAUGUUUGUGUGUUUUUAAUUAUCAUUCCCAUAAUUAUUCUGUUUAAAUAAUUGAAUAGUCAGCAAUGUUCAUUACUUUGGAGGAGCUAAAGACAUGUAGGCAGCAUGUACAUCUAGUGAAGAAACAGUCAGUGCACUUGCUCAUCAGCACACGAGGCAGUCAAUGCUUGGACUGUUGGAGCAGCGUGGUAUUCUGGGGAAGGAUGGCAGAAGAGGGACUGUCCAGAGGCAAAGGACCCAUUUUCAGUUUUCCUACUCCCCAAAAUUACGUCCACUGUGCUCAUCAGCAAAUAGAAUGAUAUGUUAUAUGCAUUUGCUUUUAUUGGGCAGAUUUCCUCUAAAUCAUAAUUGUGACACUUAA